UAGAUCAGUUUGUGUCAGCAGUCAGACGUUGGAGGUCGUAGUGUUUGCCACGGUUCGCCUUCCAGUUCCGUCACAUCGAGACUUGUACUAGGCCAUCAAUUGAUCGCUUAUUUGACAGCGCGUGUGUGUGCCAGCACCAGCAACAACAACAAAAUGAAUGUUUUGAGAAAAUUGCCCACACGUUUGAUCGCCAAUGCCUUGCGUCAACAACAAAGUGCCGCUAUGUCCUCCGGCACUGCCACUACUCCCACCCCAUUGACUUUCCUUACUGAGGAUGAGAAGAUGAUGAAGGAAACCGUUGCCAAAAUUGCUCAGGAACAAAUUGCUCCCCAUGUCAAGAAAAUGGACGAACAACACAAAUUCGAACCCUCUGUUGUCCAGGCUAUGUUCGACAACGGUUUCAUGGGUAUUGAAAUCGACACUGAAUUGGGUGGCAGUGGAUGCAAUUUCUUGACCACCAUUUUGACUGUUGAAGAAUUGUCCAAAGUUGAUCCAGCUGUUGCUGCUUUGGUUGAUAUUCACAAUACCUUGGUCAACUCCUUGAUCAUUAAGGUAGCCAAUGAGGAACAAAAGAAGAAAUAUUUGCCCAAAUUGGCUCAAGAAUAUCCCGGAAGUUUUGCUUUGACUGAACCCGGCUCUGGUUCUGAUGCCUUCUCCUUGAAGACCACAGCUAAAAAGGAUGGCAACCAUUACAUUCUAAACGGUUCCAAGAUGUGGAUCUCCAACUCUGAUUUGUCUGGUGUGUUUGUUGUAUUUGCCAAUGCCAAGCCCGAAGAUGGUUACCGUGGCAUUACCACAUUCUUUGUUGAACGUGACACCCCCGGUUUCACCAUCAACAAGCCCGAAGACAAAUUGGGCAUCCGUGCCUCUGGUACUUGCAUGUUGACAUUCGAAAAUGUUCGCAUUCCCGAAGAAAACCUUUUGGGUACAUUCGGCCAUGGUUACAAAUACGCCGCUGGUUUCUUGAACGAAGGCCGUAUUGGUAUUGCCGCCCAAAUGAUUGGCUUGGCCCAAGGUAUCUUUGACCACACCAUCCCCUACUUGUUGGAACGUAAACAAUUCGGUUCGGACAUCUACAGCUUCCAAUCUAUGCAACAUCAAAUCGCCACCGUUGCCACCGAAAUUGAAGCUGCUCGCUUGUUGACCUACAAUGCUGCCCGUAUGGUUGAACACGGUGCACCCUUCGCCAAGGAAGCCGCUAUGGCCAAAUACUAUGCCUCCGAAGUUGCUCAACGUGCUGCCGUUAAGUGUAUCGACUGGAUGGGUGGUGUUGGCUUCACCCGUGACUUCCCCCACGAAAAGUACUACCGUGACGUUAAGAUCGGUGCUAUCUAUGAAGGUACCACCAACAUGCAGCUCAGCACAAUUGCCAAGCUCAUCAAGAAGGAAUACUCCUCUUAGGCGGUAAAAACAUGCUGUGCAUGUUCAUGCUAGUGAUUCAUUUUGAAACACCAUCCUUCCAUCGUUAAAAAUACUACAUCGUAACAGAUACCAACAGUGCAUUUAA
Molecule: messenger RNA, 1507 nt
Organism: Musca vetustissima
Lineage: Eukaryota; Metazoa; Arthropoda; Insecta; Diptera; Muscidae
Product: short/branched chain specific acyl-CoA dehydrogenase, mitochondrial
Exons: 5
Coding region: 154-1401 (415 amino acids)
Cellular component (GO): mitochondrion
Molecular function (GO): flavin adenine dinucleotide binding; acyl-CoA dehydrogenase activity
Source: RefSeq, a predicted model, not a curated record